UGGACUGAAGUCCCGAAGCCACGCCUCACUCUUAUGUUGCUUGUUACUGGGGAAAGCAAGGUCAGUCUUACUCGUCCAACGACCUCUGCUGACUUCUGUCGCUCAGUUUCGAUCUUCCUGUGGGUCUGGCAAUGUCUCUCCUACCAGCAGCACGAGCUGCGGAUGAGCUGGUUUUCUAUGUCAACGGCAAAAGGGUAGCGGAGAAGAAUGCUGAUCCUGAGCAGAUGAUGCUGUCUUACCUAAGGAAGAGACUCCGUCUCACAGGUACCAAGUAUGGCUGUGGUGGAGGCGGAUGUGGUGCCUGCACUGUGAUGAUAUCAAGAUAUGAGCCUGUUGCUAAGAAAAUUGUUCAUUAUUCAGCCAAUGCGUGCUUGAUUCCCAUAUGUUCGUUAUAUGGCAGUGCAGUCAUCACUGUGGAAGGAAUUGGAAAUACAAAAACCAGGAUUCAUCCAGUUCAGGAACGGAUUGCUAAAAGUCAUGGCUCUCAGUGUGGCUUCUGCACCCCUGGAAUGGUGAUGUCGAUCUACGCUUUACUGCGCAACCAGAUGGAACCCACAUUUGAGGAAAUAACCGAAGCUCUAGCUGGUAAUUUAUGUCGCUGCACAGGCUACAGGCCUAUUAUUGAUGGUUGUAAAACCUUCUGUAAGAAAUCCUCUUGCUGCCAGAAUAAGAAGGGGGUUUGUUGCUUGGAUCAGGAAGAUGAUUUACCUUUAAUACUUAACAAGGAAAAAAAGAUUUGUGCAACACUGUCUUCUGCAGAAGAAUUCCAGUCCUUGGAUCCUACCCAAGAGCUAAUAUUUCCACCAGAACUCAUAAAAAUGGCUGAAAAUCAGACAGUACAAACUCUUGUUUUCCACGGAGAACGGACUACGUGGAUUUCUCCUGUAAAUCUAAAGGAACUUCUGGAACUGAAAGCCAAGUACCCCCAGGCACCUCUUGUGAUAGGGAAUACUUGUGUGGGACCUGAUAUGAAAUUUAAAGGUGUAUUUCAUCCGCUUAUCAUCUCACCCACUAGAAUAUUGGAUCUCCAUGUUGUGGAACACACAGAAGAUGGACUAAUACUAGGAGCUGCCUGUAGCCUGACUGUAGUGAAAAACAUUCUAACAAAUGCUGUCUUCAAGCUUUCAGCAGAGAAAACCAAGACAUUCUAUGCUCUCUUGCAGCAAUUGAAAACUCUGGGUGGACAGCAGAUCCGAAAUGUGGCUUCUUUUGGAGGAAAUAUCUUAAGCAGAAGUUCAACAUCUGAUAUCAAUCCUGUUCUAGCAGUUAGCAACUGUAUCCUCAAUGUGGCAUCACAAGGAAGACUGCGACAGAUUCCUUUUCGUGACCUCUUUGCUGAUGGGCUAGGAAACAACACCUUUGAACCAGAGGAGAUCCUAGCGUCUGUUCAAAUUCCACAUUCUAGGAAGGGUGAGUUCGUAGCAGCAUUUCGACAGGCCCAGAGACAGGAAAAUGCUUUACCUAUUGUUACUGCAGGGAUGAGGGUCCUCUUUGAAGAAGGCUGCAACAUCAUUAGGGACUUCAGCAUCUAUUAUGGAGGUGUUGGCUCUACUACAGUUGCUGCCAAGCAAACAUGCCAGGCACUCAUUGGAAGAACUUGGGAUGAGCAGAUGCUGGAUAAAGCUUGCAGAGCAGUACUCCAAGAAAUUAUUCUCCCAAGCUCAGCUCCAGGUGGCAAAGUAGAGUACAGAAGAACUCUCAUUGUUAGUUUCAUCUUCAAAUUCUACCUGGAGGUGCUGCAGGCAUUGAGAAUAAUGUAUCCUAAUCGGUAUCCUGAUAUCCCAGAGAAUUAUGCAAGUGCCCUUGAACAUUUCCAUACCAAAAUGCCCCAGAGCAUGCAAAAGUUCCAGGAAGUGGAGCCAGGGCAACUUGCCCAAGAUCCAGUAGGACGUCCAAUCAUACACCAGGCUGAUAUUAAACAUGCCACAGGGGAAGCUAUUUAUUGUGAUGAUAUUCGUGCAGUGGAUGAAGAACUCUUCUUGGCUUUAGUAACAAGUUCUAAAGCCCAUGCAAAGAUUGUAUCCUUUGAUGCUUCAGAAGCCCUUAAGAUGCCAGGUGUAGUUGAUAUUAUCUCUGUUCAGGAUGUCCCAGCCACUAAUGAGUUCUAUAACUAUGAUGUCCCAGAUAUUAUAUUUGCCAGAGAAAAGGUGAAUUGCGUGGGUGAUAUUGUCUGUGCAGUGGUUGCAGAUUCAGAUGUUCAUGCUAAACGAGCAGCUGCAAAAGUGAAGAUACAAUAUGAACCUCAAGAACCUGUCAUCCUGACUAUAGAGGAGGCGAUAGAGCACAAUUCAUUCUUUGAACCACAAAGGAAACUGGAACAAGGAAAUGUCGAUGAAGCAUUUAAAAUAACCGACCACAUUCUUGAAGGUGAGGUCCAUAUUGGAGGACAAGAACACUUUUACAUGGAAACUCAAAGUAUUCUUGCUGUUCCAAAAGGAGAGGAUAAAGAAAUGGAUGUGUAUGCAUCCACCCAGCAUCCAUCACUUGUACAGGAAAUGGUGGCCUCCUGUUUAGGCAUCCCAAGGAAUAGGAUCAUGUGCCAUGUGAAACGAAUUGGAGGAGCUUUUGGUGGAAAGCUAGCUAAAACCAGUAUACUGGCAUGUGUUACAGCCGUGGCAGCUAACAAGACAGGCCAUGCAGUUCGCUGUGUUCUAGACAGAGGCACUGACAUGUUAACUACCGGAGGCCGACACCCUGUCAUGGGCAAAUACAAAAUUGGCUUCAUGAGUGAUGGCAGAAUCUUGGCUUUGGAUAUCGAUAUGUACAUUAAUGGAGGAUGCACCCCUGAUGAAUCUAUCCUGGUCACACAGGUAAUGCUGCAAAGACUGGAUAAUGCUUACAAGAUACCACAUGUCCGAUCUUAUGCCCGUGCUUGCAAGACAAACAUGCCAUCCAACACUGCCUUCCGUGGCUUUGGUUUCCCACAAGCAGGACUGGUUAUAGAAGCCUGCAUAACACGUGUUGCAGCUAGAUGUGGAUUGUUCUCAGAGCAGGUUAGAGAAAUUAACAUGUACAAGGAAACUGGGCAGACACCUUAUAAACAAGUGUUCAAGUCAGAGAAUCUCCUCAGAUGCUGGAAUGAAUGUAUGAAGAAGUCUGCAUAUCACACCAGGAAAGAAACUGUGAAUAAAUUCAAUAAGCAAAACUACUGGAAGAAAAAAGGGAUUGCCAUUAUUCCCAUGAAGUUCCCAGUUGGGUUGGGCUCACGUUCCAUAGGUCAGGCCGCUGCUCUGGUUCAUAUAUAUACUGACGGGACUGUGCUUCUGACUUACGGAGGUGUAGAAAUGGGGCAAGGGCUUCACACCAAAAUGAUCCAGAUUGCAAGUCGAGAACUACAGAUGCCAAUGUCAAAUAUUCACGUCUGUGACACGAGUACAAAAACUGUUCCUAAUGCGUUUGGUUCAGUAGCAUCUGUGGGAACUGAUGUCAAUGGCAUGGCAGUGAAGGACGCCUGCCAGAUCCUUCGGAAACGUCUUCAGCCCAUCAUUAGCGAGAACCCUAAUGGAACCUGGAAAGAGUGGGCCAAAGAAGCUUUUGAGCAGAGUAUUAAUCUGUCAGCUACAGGUUAUUUCAGAGGUUAUGAAUUAUACAUGGACUGGGAGAGAGGGGAAGGCCGUCCAUAUGAAUAUUUCACUUUUGGAGCUGCCUGCACAGAGGUUGAAAUAGACUGUCUGACGGGAGACCACAAGAACAUCAAAACAGACAUUGUUAUGGAUAUUGGACGCAGCAUUAAUCCAGCAACAGAUAUAGGCCAGAUUGAAGGUGCCUUUGUUCAGGGUCUUGGACUUUACACAAUGGAGGAACUCAAAUACUCCCCGGAGGGGGUCCUCUACACACGGGGCCCAAAUCAGUAUAAAAUCCCUGCAGUUUGUGACAUUCCAGAACAAUUCAAUGUUUCCUUGCUGGCAUCUUCUGAAAACACAACAGCUAUCUACUCAUCAAAGGGUCUUGGUGAAGCGGCACUUUUCUUGGGGUGCUCUGUUUUUUUUGCAAUAUGGGAUGCAGUGGCUGCUUCAAGGAAGGAAAGAGAAUUGUCUGCAGACUUUGUGCUGAAAAGUCCCUUGACUCCUGAACGAGUUAGAAUGGCCUGUGAUGACCAGUUCACUGAGAUGAUCCCAAAGGAUGAAAGUAAAUCCAGCAUUUCCUGGGCCAUCUCCCUUUGAAUGAAAAUCGGAAACGUGUGGCAAGUGCCAGGGAUUGUGGUACUGACUCCAUCAGUCAAUGUCUCACAACACUUUAUCAAUAAGUGCUGCUCAUUUUAAUUCAAUACUUGCUUUCUUGUGGGAAAUACUAUUGCAGGCUUUAUAUUAAUUUGCAUGACAGUCUUCAACCAUCUCAGAUUAUUUAGUAGUAGAGAACUGCAGUUAGAGACCGAACAACUUGGUUACUAUUUCUAGCCUGCCUCCCUAGAUCCCUAAUGCUAACCUACUCCUUAGUCCUAGAGCCCCCUUCAGCAUUUCCACUGGUCUCCUGCUUCUCUAACUCAUCUGCCUACUCUCUCUCCUUAUCAACAGCAAAAAUCUCCUUCUGCUCCCAGGGUCCUAUUUCCCCACCUACUUUUUUUAAAAAAAUUGGCUACUAAGCUUCCUACAACCUUUCCACCAGGCUUGUGCCUCUUCCCCUCAUACUUUUUCUGCUUUUCAACAUACAACUAAAUGUUACAGAAAAACAUGUGGCUACUACCAAACACAGCAACCUCAGGCAGUAUCAAGUUCAACCUUCCCCAGUCUGGUACCCCCUUCCAGAUGUUUUGGAAUACAGUUCUCAUCAUCGCUAGCCAUUAGCUAUACUAGCUGGAGCUAGGGUUGCCAGGUGUCCAGGUUUUGCCCAAAGUCUCUGGAUUUUGGGGGUCCUCUCUGGGUCUCCGGGUGAGUCACCUUAAUCUCCGGACUCUCCGCUUUAAUUUUUAAAAAAAGUUUCUAGGUGGUCUGGUUCACCAGAUAUACACCAAAAUGUCAGCCCCCACAACUUCUGUUAAAUCAGCUCGUAGCAGGCUGCUCUAACCCAGCCCUUUUAGGUUUGUAGCCAAUAAAUGAAGUCAGGGUUGUGAUUUGUUGACCUCCAGGCAGUGCCUAAACCACAUUGCAAUUCCAGAAAAUAGUUGUUUUUUCCCAUUUAUCUGAAAAUCUUAUAAAUUGAGUAAGUAUAUAGCUUUCAGGGGGUUGUGUGCAGGAGUCAAACAAGUUUAAAUUUUCCUCGGCUAUUGAAGAGGGCAGUGUUUUGAAAACCUUCCCAAUAUGAAGCUUUAAUCCAAUACUCGCUUUUCUGGGAGUAAAGCUGCAAUAUUAAUCCCACAUGCCCAGAGUGAACUCCAUUGAAUUCAGUAGGACUUACUUUUGAGUAAAUAAUAAUAAUAAACUUUAAUUUAUAGGCCGCCUAUCUGGCCAAUGGCCACUCUAGGCGGCGUACAAUAAAGCAUGAUAAAAUACACAGUAAAAUAUGAUACAAUAAAAACAAUAUAACCAGUACAGCACAAUGCAAAAUUACAAUAUUUAGUAGAGUUGUCAGUAAUACAAUUCUGAAGCUAGUUCACCUUAGAAGUCUCAAGUUCAUAAAGGCCUGAUGGAAAAGCCAAGUCUUCAGGCCUCUGCGAAAUAUAUAUAAGGAAGGGGCACGUCGAAGAUCUAUUGGGAGGGAGUUCCAAAUCGUGGGGGCCACCACAGAGAAGGCCCUCUCCCGAGUCCUCACCAACCCAAUCACUUUAGUUGACGGGACUGAGAGGAGGCUCUGAGUGGCAGAUCUUGUAGGGCGGCACAAUUUAUGACGUUGGAGGCGCUCCAUCAGGUAUACUGGGCCGAAACCGUACAGGGAUUUAUAGGUUAAUACCAACACCUUGAAUUGAGCCCAGAAAAUAACUGGAAGCCAGUGUAGAUUGUACAGCACUGGGGUAAUAUGAUCAUAACGGCGGGUGUUCGUAAGUAGACGAGCCGCCGUAUUUUGUACCAGCUGUAAUUUCCGGACUGUUUUCAAGGGCAACCCCACGUAGAGCGCAUUGCAGUAGUCUAAACGAGAGGUGACCAGAGCGUGUACUACGAGUGGGAGCUGGUGGACAGGAAGGUAGGGUUGCAGUCUUCGUAUGAGACACAAUUGACCCCAAGCUGCCCGGCACACCGAUGAAACCUGAGCCUCCAUGGACAGGUUGGAAUCAAGGAUCACCCCGAGGCUGCGGACCUGGUCCUUCAGGGGCAAUUUUACCCCAUUAAAUACCAGGUCGAUGUUUCCCAACCCCCCCUUGUCUCCCACGAGCAGUACCUCAGUUUUAUCAGGAUUCAGCUUUAGCCUGUUUCUUCCCAUCCAUCCACUCACGGAUUCCAGACACUUGGACAUGGUCUCCACAGCCGACGCUGGUGAGGACUUAAAUGAGAGGUAGAGCUGAGUGUCAUCCGCAUAUUGGUGGCACUGCAGCCCAAACCUCCUGAUGAUAGCUCCCAGCGGUUUUACAUAGAUGUUAAAUAGCAUGGGAGAAAGGAUAGAGCCCUGUGGCACACCGCAAUUGAGGGGCCAAGGGUCUGAAACCUCAUCUCCCAAUGCCACCUGCUGGUGCCUAUCGGAGAGAAAGGAACGGAACCAGUUUAAUACUGUGCCUCCUAUUCCUAAUCCCUCCAGACGAUCCAGCAAAAUACCGUGGUUGACGGUAUCAAAAGCCGCUGAGAGAUCUAGGAGGACAAGAAAGGUGGAUUCUCCCCUAUCUAAUGCCCUCCUCAAAUCAUCCACCAGAGCGACCAAGGCUGUUUCAGUUCCAUGUCCAGUUCUGAAACCCAAUUGGUAUGGAUCUAAAUAAUCUGUUUCAUCCAAGUGCGCUGACAGCUGAUUGGCCACCACUCGCUCAAUGACCUUGCCCAAGAAUGGUAGAUUUGAAAUUGGGCGGAAGUUGUUUAAAUCUUGGGGAUCCAAGGAGGGCUUUUUCAAGAUGGGCUUUAUAAUUGCCUCCUUGAGGGCUAAUGGCAAUACACCCUCAUUCAAGGAUGCAUUUACCACCGCCUUGAUCCCUUCGCCCAAUUUCUCUUUACAGCUCAUCAAGAGCCAUGACGGGCAUGGAUCAAGGAGACAGGUGGUAGGUUUCACAGUUGACAGCACCUUGUCCACAUCCUCAGAAGGAAGAGGCCAAAAACGAUCCCAUUGGAUCACAUUAUGACUGGUCAACACUGGUCCACUAUCUGCAUUCACGGUAUGCGAAAUCGAGCUUCUUAGAUGUUCGAUUUUAUCAGCAAAAUGCUUUGCUAAAUUGUCACAGGAGGCCUUUGAGUAUUCCAAGGGUUCCUGAGCAACUGGACCGACCAGGCUUCGGACCACUUGGAACAACCUCCUGGGACAGCAUUCUGCUGAUGCAAUAGAGGCAGCAAAGUAAUCUUUCUUUGUUGCCUUUAUUGCCACAUGAUAGGCAGCUACUGCUGCUCUAACUUGUGUCCGGGCAUCUUCAGAGCGGGACUUACGCCACCGGCGCUCUAGUCGUCUCACCUCCUGUCUCAGAGCACGCAACCGUGGUGCAUACCAUGGUGCUGUCUGGGAUCUUUCCAGGGGGAGAGGACGUUUCGGGGCCACUUGGUCUAAUGUCCUGGUGAUCUUUGUAUUCCAGUCCAUCACCAGGGUUUUGACUGAGUGACCUUCAGCAGGUUCCGAUUCCCCUAGCGCAAUCAGGAAUCCUUCUGGAUCCAUCAGACGCCUGGGGCGGACCAUUCUAAUAGGUCCUGUGCCUUUGCAGAGGGUGUGUGGCAUCGAGAAAUCUACGUUUACCAGAUGGUGAUCUGACCAUGACACAGGGGUAGAGGUAAUAGUCCCUAACUUCAGAGCACUUUUCUCCUCCCCCAGGACAAAUACAAGGUCGAGAGCAUGACCGGCUACAUGGGUGGGCUCAGUAUUACUAAGGUGCAGUUCCCAGGAAGUCAUGGUUUCCAGGAAAUCCCGAGGGGCUCCAUUGAGAGUGGUCUCGGCGUGCACGUUGAAGUCACCCACCACCAACAAUUCUGGGGACAUCAUACGAACACCCGAGACCACCUCUAGCACCUCAGCCAGGGAUUUUGCCACGCAGCGAGGUGGGCGGUACACGAGCAGGAUCCCUAAACUGCCCUUCGGGCCCAGCCUCCAGUACAUGCAGUCAACAAACUUGGUCCCAUGGAGAGGAGACAUGGCAAAGACCAAAGACUCCCGAUAGAUGACAGCCACUCCCCCUCCCCGCCUUCCUUCCCUCGGCUGAUGUGCAUAACGGAAACCUGGCGGGCACAUUGCCUCUAGAAUAGGUGCUGAGGCUUUGUCCAACCAGGUCUCCAUUAUACAUGCCAGGUCUGCAGAUUCAUCCAAGAUCGUAUCAUGGAUGCAAGAUGUUUUCUGUACCACAGACCUGGCAUUGCACAACAGCAAACGAAGGUUGGUUGGAAUCCUGCAUCCCCCAGUUAUCUUCAGGUUAUAGGCAGUAGACAUAGUUAGGAUUGUGCUGUAAAUUAAUGGGACUUUUGAGUGAACAUAGCAAAGAAUUGUCUUUGUGUCGUAAAUCUUUCUCACCUCCUCCAAUCCUAUUUUUUAAAGCAAUUAGGUAGGGCUUACUUAGGUAUCACAGUUUUUAUUAUGUAGGAAACUAAUACUGAUUUUUAAGAAAAUGUUCUGCAAUGACCAACUGGUUUGACAAUAAACUAUUAUAUGGGGUGUAUGUAUUUUUACAUCUGCAGUGUGUAUGUGCAUAUGGAGUCUUCCCAACAGGUAGGGUUGGUGACUGGAAACCAAGGCAGCUUACAAUAAGAAAUAAAUCCCUUUAAAAUCCAAUAACCAUAAAAACAAGUAUAAACAGUUGCAAAACAGCUUAAAGUGGCAUGAUCCUGAACUUUGGGUUGGGUGAAUGAAGUUCCUUGUCCCUUGAGGUUGCAGUUCUCUGUACUCUUCCCUGUUUGAAUAAACCCCAUUGAAUACAUUGGGAUUUGCUUCUGAGUAAACAAACAUCGGAUUGCACUAUAAAUAUCUUUACAGGUUGUGUGAAUAAUAAACAUCUUUGACAGUCAUGCUUAUAUAAAUAUUUCUUCAUACUGUGUCCCAAUAAGUAUUUGAUUUCUCACUAUGGUUGUAGAUUAUUAUUUCCUCUACAUUUUAAGUGUGCCCUUCUUCCUUGAGGUGGUCAUGGUUUCCCUCUGUUGUUUUCACUCUGAGGGGCAGAUAGGGCAUAUGCCUUGCAUGCAAAGGUCCAAAAUUCAAUUUCUGGAAAAGACUAUUGCCUGGAAUCCUGGAGAGCCAAUGCUAGUCCAUGUCAUCAGUACUGAGCUAGCUGGUACCAAAUGGCCUGAGUACUUUGUUCCUAAAAGUGGGAAGAGACUCAAGGGCCACAGUGACUCCAAAAUUUAUGUAUUUUAUUUACAACAUUUAUAUACCACUUUAUUGUAAAAAAUCUCAAAGUGGUUUACAGAAGGUAUUAGAACAAUAGAAUUAUUUGCAAAAACAGUUAAAGACAGGUAUUUAAAAACAUUCAAAAUAAUAAAACCAACAAUGAGUUAAAAACAGAUAAAAAACACAAUAGUUUCUACGUGCCUGGAUAGGCUUGCCUAAACAAAAAUGUUUUUAGCAGGUACUGAAAAAGAGUACAAUGAAGGCAUCUGCCUAAUGUCAAUAGGCAGGGAGUUCCAAAGUGUAGGUGCUGCCACACUAAAGGACUGAUUUCUUACAAGAACAGAACAAGUACUAUGUGGCACUCAUAACAUGCAAAGCACACUUUGAGCUUGGCCUGGUAGCAAAUCGGCAACCAGUGCCGAUUUCAGAGCAGAGGUAUUAUGUGUUGAUAGGGUCUCAUUCAUGUCAGCAAUCGUGCUGUUAGGUCCAAACCCAACACGCAAGCUGUCACUGUCUACUCAGCUCACAUACACCCAGGAAGGUGCGGAGUUGAGAGCAAGAACCUAUUGCCAGAGGCCAGGAAAUAACACACAAUAUUACCUUUGCAAAGGGGUCCCAAGACCUGCCAGCAAGUAGCCUUUCAGAAGUGGGAACCCCGUUUAUUGAAAAGCAGUAGAUUAUAUAGUUUCCCCAGUGGUUACAAAAAUGGGGAGCAGACGUCAUAAAGUAUAGAAAAACAUAGCUAGACAAAGUAACAUCUUAGAUAUGGAAAAUGGGGUGCUUAGGAUAACAAAGCCAGGAACAUUUUGCCUUCUUCAGACAUAGGCUUGCAUAGUUUAUACGACCUUGAGAUAAGCACUCAGAGUCAAAGGAACAAAGGAUAGAUAGGAGCAGGGGAGUUUGGUUACAAGUGGGAUCAUUAAACUAAGAAUAACGCUCAGGUUACAUCUUCUACAAUUGUAAGAGUAUGCGUGUCAAGGUUUAUGACCAUGCAGAUGAAGCAUAGGCAUUCUUUUGUGAUACAGUUGGUAACAUCAUGUGAGACAUAAAGUAUAGAUAUGCAUAAGGAAAUGGGGAGGGGAACACAUCUCCAGUAUAAUUAGGCUUUUAUUCAUUGAGCCACUGGAAUGUUGGGGUCAGGUCACCAGGAAAUAAACCGAUAUCUACUUUAUAUCAAAUCACUAAUAUUUCCAUACCCAACAGUGCCAUAGCAUUCUGCAUUAACCACAGCCUCCGGAUCAGGUUGUGCUGCAUGGGGAUUUCUGUGUCCUUGGCUGACUGGCUGAGUUGGCUGUCAAAGUGAGUUUAUAGCAGCCCACAGGGUAGACAGAAUAGGGUAGAGAAUCUUUUUACUCUUGCUCAUUUCUAAGACAUUUUUUGAAGUGAUGGGUCAAAUCUGUAAAGAGAUUGGGAGCAGCCAUGUUAAAAGAUAGGGGCAGGGCAUUCCAGGCAGGGGGUUGCCAACCAUACUUAAAUAUGGAUAUCUUUGCAUCCCUAGUCAAGCUUUACCAACAGCACAAUCCAAACUAUAUCUACUCAGAAGUAAGUCCUAUUGAGUUCUAUGGGGCUUAGUCCCUUAGUGUGUUUAGAAUGGCAGCCUUCAGGGGCAUCCAUCUUUACUCCUGAGUGCUCCCAUCUAACAUUUCCACAACACUAGGCUCCUUUCUUCCUAUAAUAGCCUUCUGGUGACUGGACUGGCCUCGCCUGAGGGCACUUAAAUACUUCUUGCCAGAAGCAGGUAGGCUAGAUUAAAUGUUCCCUACCUGUCCUGUCCAGAGCUGGAACCACGAGACGGGGACGUGGGUGCAAUUAAAUCUUGCUUUAUUAGAGUAAUGGAUACAUCUAGGACAUUGCGCUUCAUAUAGAAACCUGCCUUAUUCACUAGAAACCCCUAACUACACUCUAGACAUGUUCUGCGGCGUGUGAAGGAAGUUGACUCAGCGACUCCCCUCUUUGAGAGGCCAGCUUAUAUAGGGAACGUUUUCGAUCGUAAUCUCUGACUCCUUCGGAAAUCCUGUCUCUGCCCUGUCCGUUUCUUAUGGUGGCGGGCACGAGGCGGGGGGGGCAUGUUUCCAAUGGCUCAUCGGAAGACACCUGCUCUUGGGCUGCAGGCUCGAGGUCAGGAGGUGGCGUCACACUGGAAGCAUCCUGGGAACUGAUUGGCAAGGGAGGAGUUGGUACAACCUCUGGGGCGUCCCCUGAUGGGCCAUCGGGAACAACUGGGGGUGGCGCACUCUCCUCUAUGGAGCUCACGCCACCCGUGGGAAUUGGCUGGAGUUCAAGUUCACUGCCCUCCCCAAGGCCCCGAGCAGACUCAACAACUCCUUGGUCUUCUGCGCCUUCUGGCAGCUGAGGCGCCUGAAACUCAUGCCUCUCCCUUCCCUGCUCCUUCAGGGAGAGCCGAGGCUCAACACUACCCUGGCUCCAUCUUAUAGGUAAGAUUUCUAUCUUCAUUUCCAAUCAGAGAAAUUUUUUUGUCUGAAUUGUAUGUUCCAAGCAACUGUGGUUGAUGCUUAAUGUAUCAUGCUUAAUGACAUCACUAGGGCCCAUCCCAUGACAUCACUAGGGCCUACCCCUGAAAUCUCAGGGUUUGGGAUGCUUCUGAUCUGGCAACCCUAGCUGGGGCUGAUGAGAAUUGGAGCUCAAAACACCUGGACGGCACUGGGUUGGGGAAGGCUGACUGUUGUAGAACUUGCCUUGAGUCCUUUGGUCAUGUUUUCCUGUGUCCGCCCCCUAGGAUUGUCUGCCACUGGACAGCUGCAUUUUGCUAUUUGUGCCUGUGCACGAGACCAAAGUGUGAAUUUCAAGUUGAUCCACUUUAUUUCAAGUGAGCUCUAUGAUAAAAUGAAUCUCCAUUGCUGGUUUUGUCCUUGGCCUUUAUUUAGGAAACCUUGUGCUCUGCAGUGGCAUGUGUGAUAGCUCAGUAUUCAGACAACAUCCUCAGAAUGUGACACUGCCUUGUUUAAUAAUUGCUGACUGAUGAAAGCUACAGGGUGCAUGCAAAGAAGAAUUCCAUUGUGCAUCUUAAAUGUCUGUAAUAUGUGAUCUGCAUUAUCUUCUAUAGCUGUUGAGGUGUGUAAGAUUAGCUGUCUUUUCAGAAUAUGAAGCAUUGGACAAUAAUAGCUCGUUAAAGGAUGUGAUGCCACUUUAUGAAGCACUUCCCAAAGCUAGCCUAUAAUAAUUCUUUCUUAGAGGAUGGAGACAAAUUGUACUACUGUACUAUCCUUUUAGGGAGUGAGUUAAUUUGAUUAUGGGCCUUGUUAUAACAUCUUUUAAAUGAAGCAUGAAUCUAAAUUCAUUGAGUAUGUAGGGGUACCAGUAGUAAAGCCUGUUAAUAAUAUUGCUUCACAUGUUUGCCGCCCUGGGCCCCUGCUGAGAGGAAGGGAGGGAUAUAAAUCAAAUAAUAAAGAGAUGAAUACAUUUUUAAUGUUAUGGCCUCUUGCCUAUAACUUAGCCAAGACUGAAUCACUUGGCUUGAACUUUACUAUGCCUUGGCUUAGAGCUUGGAAAAGUUACUUUUUUGAACUACAACCCCCAUCAGCCCAAUCCAGUGGCCAUUUUCAGAAGUUUCUCAACAAGUUUUAUUACCCUUAUGCAAUGUGAAAACCCACUCCCUGUAAUGUUCCUAAGUGAUAAAGAGUCUAAUCGAAGGAGGAGAAAGACCCCAGGAAGACACUCAUUCUAGAUAAAUGUUGGCUUCUAAUUUUGGAGAGCUUUUGGAGGGCUCUUGAUGCUAUAGUCUCUUUUAAGGGGUGGGUUGUUCCACCACUGUUAUAGUUAUGUGUGUGGGGGGGAUUGUUUUGUUUUAAUUUGGUUUUAACUUUUUUUAUUGGGUUCACUUUUUGUGAAGAAAAACGACCAGCAAAAAAAACAGAAAGAAAGAACAGCAACUACCCAAUUUAAUGAAUAAAUAAACAAUAAAAGAAUUAAAAUUACUAGAAAUCCUGUAGAGCAAAGGAAACCUGUGGUCCUCCAGAUAUUAUUGUACUCCACCUCCCAUAACCCUUGACCAUUGGCCAUGCUGGCGGGGGCUGCCAGAAGACUGCAGGUUCUCCAUCUCUGAUGUCACUCAUAGUCCUGUACUAAUCUUCACAUUAUGCACCUUGGAUCAACGUGAAUAUAGCGCUGUGUGAGCUGCCUGCCCUCCCACCAACAUCUAGUGCAACUUGUCCUGUAUCCAGGUGUCAUUACGUUGUGCCUCGCCUUGCUUCACAUCAUUCACUGGUGGGGGCAGGAAGCACACGGCAUAACAAUGUGAGAAUCCUGGGUAGAUUGUGCUACAUAUUGCAGAGUACAGAAAGGGAUUCUGUGCUUGAUGGCGCCUCUUUUUUGUAUGUGACAUUUAGUCUUGCUCUAGGUGAGUGAAGGGGCUUAAUACUGUAAAUGGGCUGUUGAGAUUUCACAAAUGGGUUGUUGUCAGCAGGGUGGGUUUUUUUUUAUUUUCCCCAGUAUGGGUAAAUGUAGAUUAAAUGAGGUAGGUGUGUGUGUGUGUAAUAUGGUGUGGCAUUUUGAUACCAAUGCUGAUGACAUUGUGCAAAAAACUGCAUGAGGAGCACCCAUCCCACAAUAAGCACCCAUCUGGAAGCACCCUAGAUGCACAAAUGCAAUGACAAUUUCAUCAUUUUCAAGUUUGUUUAGAAGAAUGUAAAGGAAAAGGCUCUGCUUAUGAAAAACAAAAGCUGUGAUAAUGUGCAGGACGAGAAACAGCACAAGACUACUGCCCAUGGACAAACCUGGCCCUCUUUAGUGAGAUACCAGCAUUUGUGUGCAAAAAAAUCCAAGUAAGAAGUGGAGUGCAUAUCAUGGGGAUUAUGGUGUGAAUUACAACCCUUUAUUAUGAUAACAUUGGUAGCAGAAUGUGCAGAAAUGUGUUGGUAUGGCCAUAGGUAAGAUAUUCUACUUCCAAGGCCACUUCUAGACUCCUGCUGUUUUGCAGGUGGGAUUCAAUCACACACAGCAAAUUCAGGUUGUGCUGUUAAAGAGCAUUUGGCACUCUUAUGCAACAAACCUGCUUCCCUCCAAAAUUGGACUUCUUGUGGUAAGGAAAGUGAUGGGAAAAUGCCCUGGCAAAUGUGGGGUAACAAUUACUUGAUGCAAUGUGGUAUAAUCUCUUCACAAAGAAAUCAGAAUGAAUGCCCAACAAACAAUGGACAUUGUAUAAACUCCCCAGAAACUUUGUGCAAUCAAAUGAGGGUGAAUGAUGAAUCAACAGAUGCUGUGCAGACUGCAAGCAACCCAAGUCUAGAAAUUGUUUCCUGGUGUAAUCAAGCUUGUUCAGGUUAUGUGAUCUCGACAACUGUUGGUAUUUGUGCUUAUGUUGAAUGAAAAAUCCCAUUCUGCUUCUGUGGGGACAAACAUACCUGGGUGCCUUAUUGCCUAAAUAAACUUUGUAAGCUUC
Molecule: messenger RNA, 14707 nt
Organism: Rhineura floridana
Lineage: Eukaryota; Metazoa; Chordata; Lepidosauria; Squamata; Rhineuridae
Product: aldehyde oxidase 1-like
Exons: 35
Coding region: 132-4163 (1343 amino acids)
Molecular function (GO): oxidoreductase activity; iron ion binding; NAD binding
Source: RefSeq, a predicted model, not a curated record